CCAGAGAAAUCAGUCAUGGAGUCUCAGGGAACCCUCGCACUUGCUGGCAAGCGGACCAAGGGCGCAGAUGUUCGUUCCCAGAACGUGCUGGCGGUCAAGGCUGUGGCCAACGUGGUCCGGUCGUCGCUUGGCCCGACUGGGCUCGACAAGAUGCUUGUGGACCAGAUUGGUGAGGUGACCAUCACCAACGAUGGCGCCACCAUUCUUCAGUGCCUUGACGUGAAGGAGCCGGCGGGGCGUGUGCUCGUCGAGCUGGCUGGUCUGCAGGAUGCUGAGGUCGGAGACGGAACGACGUCUGUGGUUAUUCUCGCCUCCGAGCUCCUCGAGCGGGCCAACGAGCUCAUCAAGUCCAAGAUUCAUGCCACGACCAUCAUCUCGGGCUUCCGCCUCGCGACACGGGCGGCAGUCAAGUACAUCGAGGACGUGCUUCAGUCUGACGUAGACGCCAUGGGCGAGGACGGCCUGCUCAACGCGGCCAAGACCUCGAUGUCGUCCAAGAUCAUCGGCAACGACUCGGACUUUUUCGCCCGCAUGUGCAUCGACUCGAUGAUGGCGGUGGGCAACGAGUACGGCAAGUACCCGGUGGCUGCGGUCAACAUUCUCAAGGCGCACGGCAAGUCGUCGCGCGAAUCGUUCCGGGUCAACGGCUACGCCCUCAACGUGCGGCUCGGCUCGGAGGCGAUGCCCAAGCGGGUGACCGACGCCAAGAUUGCUCUCCUGGACUUUAACCUCCAGAAGGUGCGCCUCGGCCUCCAGGUCCAGGUCCUCAUCUCGGACCCGGAGGAGAUGACGGCCAUGCAGACGCGUGAGGCCGACAUUACCAAGGAGCGUAUCCAGAAGAUCCUGGCGGCCGGCGCUAACGUCAUCCUCACCACGGGCGGCAUCGACGACCUCUGCCUCAAGUACUUUGUGGAGGCUGGCGCCAUGGCCGUCCGCCGCUGCUCCAAGGUCGACCUCAAGCGCAUUGCCAAGGCCACCGGCGGCUCGGUCAUCCUCUCCAUGGGCGACCUCGAGGGCUCCGAGACCUUUGACCCGAACGACCUUGGCCAGGCCGGCAUUGUCGAGAUGGAGCGCGUGUCGGACAACGAGAUGAUGGUCAUCCGCGACCCGCUCUUCACCAAGGCCGCAUCCAUCGUCCUCCGCGGCGCCAACGAGUUUAUGCUCGACGAGAUGCACCGCUCAGUCCACGACGCCCUCUGCGUCAUCAAGCGCGUCCUCGAGUCCAAGCGUGUUGUGCCUGGUGGCGGCGCCGUCGAGACCGCCCUCUCGGUCUACCUCGAGAAGUACGCCACCUCGAUCUCGUCGCGCGAGCAGGUCGCCAUCGCCUGCUUUGCCGAGGCCCUCCUCGUCAUCCCCAAGACCCUCGCCAUCAACGCCGCCAAGGACUCGAUGGAGCUCGUCGCCCAGCUCCGCGCCGCCCACUCGGAGGCUCAGGCUGCCGGCGGCAACCCCGCCCUCGCCCACACCGGCCUCGACCUCAAGACCGGUGCCGUCCGCGACAACAUGGCCGCCGGCGUCGUCGAGCCCGCCAUGGCCAAGGUCAAGGCCAUCAAGUUUGCCGCCGAGGCCGCCGCCACCAUCCUCCGCGUCGACGACAUCAUCCAGCUUACCCCACCUCCCUCCGAGGAGGAGAUGCGCCGCAUGCAGCGCGGCGGGUAAGUUAUCUCUUUAACAAACUCUGUCUGUACACCUCCAAACACGCA
Messenger RNA from Thecamonas trahens ATCC 50062, 1703 nucleotides. Its product is annotated as T-complex protein 1 subunit alpha. The transcript has 2 exons. The record is from RefSeq and is a predicted model, not a curated record. Gene Ontology annotation, molecular function: ATP binding; ATP-dependent protein folding chaperone; ATP hydrolysis activity. NCBI's taxonomy places the organism in Eukaryota, Apusomonadida, Apusomonadidae. The coding region runs from base 16 to 1659 and encodes 547 amino acids. Gene Ontology annotation, cellular component: chaperonin-containing T-complex. Gene Ontology annotation, biological process: protein folding.